AUGGUGCUCGGCGGCGAGCUCAGGCUAGAUGGUUUCCGACGCGAGCCAUGGUUGCUAGAGACGCGUGUCACCGAGCAGUCAGGACCAGACCGUCGGCGACCUGUACGCCGCCGCGUGCUUCCUCAAGCGAUCUUGUCUCCCGCCCCGGGGGAAAGCGUGCACUGGCUUCAGCUUGUGGUCCUACCAUGCGCCGAUGCUUCCGAAGAAACGAUUCUUGUUCUUCGGGCCCGUCUUCUCGAUUAG
Messenger RNA from Cordyceps militaris CM01, 243 nucleotides. RefSeq lists its product as uncharacterized. Lineage: Eukaryota; Fungi; Ascomycota; Sordariomycetes; Hypocreales; Cordycipitaceae. The record is from RefSeq and is a predicted model, not a curated record. The coding region runs from base 1 to 243 and encodes 80 amino acids. The transcript has 2 exons.